Molecule: messenger RNA, 1977 nt
Organism: Geodia barretti
Lineage: Eukaryota; Metazoa; Porifera; Demospongiae; Tetractinellida; Geodiidae
Source: the annotation of a GenBank genome assembly
AUACGUAGUAGGUCCCCCCAAAAAACCUGCAGCGGAGUGUGGGCAGUGAGAGGAUGAGCUACAGAGCGCCGUACACGGCCGAGUCUUCGCCGGCGAGGCGACCGCGUGUUGCACGCGUGGGCAGUCUCGGUCCUGCAGCGCUAGAAGAGAUCAGCCCGGAUUCCCCGCAGUCGCCGUCGGCCUACGAUCGGUCGUCAAAACGUCGUCUAACGGUGUGCGUUGUGGGCAGCGGAGGCGUCGGGAAGAGCUCGCUGACCGUCCGCUACCUCAACAACCAUUUCCCCGAGUUUUACGACCCAACAGUUGAGGAGAGCUACAUCACACAGAUGGAGUAUGGGUUUGAUGCACACGACGUCGAGAUUGUGGACACUGCUGGUCAGGAGGAGUUUAUGCUGUUCAGAGACACAGCUCUAGCCCAGGGAGACGCCUAUCUCGCCCUGUUUGCCAUCAACUCCGUGUCCAGCUGGUACAGUCUACAGGAGCUGCGAGACAAGAUUGUUCGCGAGCACGAGGACGAAGAGAACAUUCCCAUGGUCAUUGUGGCAAAUAAGAGCGACUUGGAAGCAUACAGACAAGUCGAAUUUGGCGAAGUAUCAGAGUAUUGCCGGAGCAUAAAGUGCCCCUUAGUGGAAGCUUCAGCCAAGACAGGGCUGAAUGUGACGGAAGGUUUUAGAAUGCUAAUGGACAGAGUGUCAGAGAUUCAGCCUGUAAAGUUUAGAGACUCAACUGCAAUACCGAAACUACGUCACACGGACGACGACAGCAGAAAGAGAUGUAUCAUAUCAUGAAAAAUAUUAUUUUUAAUGCACCUUUUUUAACUCAAGGUUUGUCUACACAUUUUUGUGUCACACCGCUAUAAUUAAGUGAGCAUAGGUUUUUUUAAAUCCUAAAUAGUCGGUGGGUUAACAAAACACCAAACGCACACACAAACAGCAAGUUCACACAAAUAAUAAUAAUUAUGAUAAUAGAGAUAUAAUAUUGACAAUGGUGAAAAGUGAGCUAUUGAUAAAAAAAAUAAACAACCUUUAUAAACCACAAAGAUAAUGAAACAUCCCACGCUGCAUACAAAAUACCACAGAUGGUCGGGACAAGAAUGCCGUGGCCUCGCAUGCUCGUUAGCUGCUGUCUCUGCAGAGUAUGGCGCGGGGGAGUCAGAAACUUUGGCAGAGCCAUGAGCUGGAGAGAAUUGAAAUUAUAGCAUCUUUGGCCAGUGUUCUUGAAACAGUUCUCCAGUCUAGUGCCAUUCCUAUAGGGACAUACAGUACAAAUACGGCAGUAAAAAUACCAUAACACUAUAGAUAAUGAAGUUCAGAGGAAAUGAACAGCUAAAGGGCUGCGACAUGUUCUAAGAACCGAAUGGCUUUAUGGUAGGUAAGACGAUGUCAUAGGUUCUAAAAAUAAACGAAUCACGAUCUGAGAGUGGCUAGAGUGGUGUGGUAGGUAAGACGAUGUCAUAGGUUCUAAAAAUAAACGACUCAUGAUCUUAGAGUGGUGUGGUAGGUAAGGUUCUUAAAUAAAUGACUCACGAUCUUAGAGUGGCUAGAGUGGUGUGGUACAUAGGUAAGACGAUGUAAAUAAACGACUCACGAUCUUAGAGUGGCUAGAGUGGUGUGGUACAUAGGUAAGACGAUGUAAAUAAACGACUCACGAUCUUAGAGUGGCUAGAGUGGUGUGGUACAUAGGUAAGACGAUGUAAAUAAACGACUCACGAUCGUAGAGUGGCUAGAGUGGUGUGGUAGGAGCUGCUGGCGAGAUGAUGGUUGGUUCUCAGCACACUGCACUCCUCCAGGGUGACCGACAUGCCAGUCCGGUCCUUCCCGCUCUUGCAGCAGGUGAGCCGUCCUCCGCACAGUCUCUGGCACAGCUGCUCCAGGUAGAGGAAAAACUCUACGUUCUUGGGCUUGUGGGAGGUGUGCUGGUUCUGGACCUUGGUGAAGAGAUCUCUCACUCUCUCCAGCUCCAGCUUGGCCUGGGCCG